CUGUCUGCGAGUCCUCCGCUACUCGCAAGUCCGCCGCUCCCUGCGAGUCCACAGCCAUCUCGCACUGCUCUCUGUGGAAGCGAUCAGCUCGCUCUCGAGUAUUUCUUCACACGCACACUGCCAUUUCUGAAUACAUGCCGGCCAACGCCGCUUUGGAAUCAGACUGUCGCCGCGCUUGUGCAGUCUACUGAGACAUUUCGCCACAUUGCAGCUGCGAUUGGUGAGCAGCACCGCGCUCUUUGCGAUCGACGGCUCAGUGAGCACGCCCCGGGCUCGAUUGCACGACUUCCGACUGCUCUUUACGCCAAGGCAAUACUGUCUGUCCGUCGCUCGCUUGACGGCUGGUCAGAUGACAACGCCACAAUCCCCUCUCUGGCUUGUCUUCUCAUGAUCGUUUUAGAGACUGCACGCGAAUCAGGAUCUGGAGCACUUGUCCACUUGAAUUGUGGGAUCCGAUUCGUGUGCAGAAACCGUUUGUACACAACUUCCUUCGACUUACUUGAGGUGGCACGUCUACUUCGAGCAUACGGAGUCAAUGUCAUUCUUCACGAACCCAUCGCGCCCGCCUCAACUGCCAUUCAAAAAUUGCUGCUGGGGACAGACCAGCUUCCCACGGACCAUGAGGAAGUCGAGAACGUUAUAUCAGAGUUCUACAACAUAAUCAUAGAGCUCGUCCCAGUACGUCGCGAACAAGAACUACCUCAUUUCCAAAGCGAGGCAAAGUCAGCAUUCGAAAACAUUUCAACCAUUACGAAAUUACACACUCGUUUUGCCGAAGCCCUCGAUCGACUGGAACAACUCCAAGCAAGCAGGUCAGAGGCAGCGCCUGAAGGCCGCCGCUUGAAAAUACUUCGAGCUCGGAAGAUUCUUUUGCAGCUCGAACUGCAACAUAGCCGGCGGUCGGUGAAGCAGGACAUUCGUGCCAAUAGACUGUAUGCUGAGGCUCUCGAACUCAUUGACGCUUCAUUACAGCAACUAUGCCGCAGCAUCGGCGAUGUUGUGCCACCCUUCCUCUUUGGCGUUGGAUUGCUACCAGGCAUCCGGAGUGUGGCAAUUGAAUGCCGCGACCCGGUAGUCCGGCGCAAGGCUCUGGAGACUUUCCGCCGCUAUCCUGUACAAGAAGGUGUUUGGAACGGUAGGACACAACUUCGCGUGUGUAACACCAUCAUUCGCUUCGAAGACGUCACACCUGGACAGAUGGUGAUUCAUCACCAGCUUGGACCUGAACAUACUGGACUUGGCGAGCCUGAUAGCUUGACCGUCUUCUGCAUCUCGACUGCCAACCCUCCAGAACAUACUGUACAUCAGAUACCGCUUAGUCCAGAAUGA
This is a messenger RNA of Cercospora beticola, 1329 nucleotides long. RefSeq lists its product as uncharacterized. NCBI's taxonomy places the organism in Eukaryota, Fungi, Ascomycota, Dothideomycetes, Mycosphaerellales, Mycosphaerellaceae. The record is from RefSeq and is a predicted model, not a curated record.